ACAGCGAAGGGGGCGGGCUCUUAUUCAAGGAGCGCGAACGGUUAAGGACAGACGGCGACGGAGGAAAAUGGCGGCCAUGGAGGGACGUAGCGUGUUAUGGAAAGCUCUUUUGCAACAUAAAUAGUUAUUUUUUGGCGUCUUUUCCACCUUAAAUGCCAUGUUAUAUCGAAAAACCAACGAGGACUACAUAUAUGCAACACUAUAAAUCACGUGAACUUGAGUGUUUUGUGGUAGAUAUGCUAACUAGCUAGCUAGUUAGCAGGAUAAGCUAGCUAGCUAGCGUUAGCCUGACCUGUUUACAUGGCUUGUGGUUGUCAGGGACCCUGCAGAGGACGUCAUGGCUCUGCACAACGUGGUGUUUGUGAUAGAUGUGGACUCAGGGGAUCAGCUGGAGGUGGUGGAGGCUCAUCUGGUGAAAAGAGGGAUGCUGCAGACCCUCCUGCACUUCGGCUACACAUAUGGGUUUGACAAGGUACGAUGGGGUUAUAAGUUCUUCCACUCCAGGACAGGUCGCAGUGCAGGCCUCCUAUCCAGGGGGUCAGACUUCAAGGAGCUGCAGCACAAAACCUUUGAGGACUUUGAAGUGGAGUUUGACCUGAGGGACAAACCCUGCACGUCCCAGCAGCAGAAGAAGAAGCAGUGCAGUGUCUCUGUCCAAAAAGCACUCAAAGAGACACUGCUGGACUUCCAGUGGGACAGACCAGACAUCACAUCUCCCACUAAACUGUCCCUGAGGUCAGCUGGGAAGCCAAGUGUUUCACAUGAGGAUGAUGUUUCUAACAAUGGUAGGAAUGUGGUGUUUGUUGUGUCAGAGUGUCCACGGUCCAGGACUCAGCUUGUGGACUAUCUGUCUUUGGGGAGCCGUGACCUGCCCACAGAUGUGACAGAGCUCAUAAUACCCAGGGGCCUCCACGACAUGCUGGUGCAACGACAGGUGGUGCUGCACUGGAUUGACAGCAGAUCACAUGCUCAGAUCACGCGUUGUGAGGAUCACCUCGGCUUUGACAAGCUGUCGGGGGUCCUAGCUCAGCUGGGCGGCAGAGUGAUCCCCGUGGUUGCACUGCUGAACCUCUGCUCCAAUCAGAAUCCAAACGCAGGCUUCAGGAGAGAGACUUUUGCAUUCAAGUCCAGCAUCGGAUACCUGCUGUCAUCUGAAAGGCUCCACCGCUUGGCUUUUCCUGCCAUAGGCGGUGUUCUGCGGUGGGAACAAGGUGACAUGAAGCAGAGCUGUGGCAUCAUGGUUGAGCCAGUGUCUCGCAGACAGAGGCUUCUCCCAGAGUCGGUGGAAGUGCGUCUGAAAGGAGUGCUGCAGGACUGGGAUGACUCCUCACUGACGCAGACAUCCACAGAGUCAUGGGUGCUACAGUGCUCCAGUAGCAGUGACCAGGGAUCAGCUGCUGCCUUCCAGAAUCUCCUGAAGGAGCUGUCUUCUCAUAGUCUGCACAUGCUUUCUGAGGUGAAUGACAGCGGCCUGGUGUGCUCGGCUAUCCUCUCGCCCAUGUCGAAUUCUACAGCUCUGCUCACCAUCCUCCAGUCUGGAGUCACUCAGCACGAUCAGUUCCUGACCACCGAAAUCAUCGCCCCUGCCACAGCAGAAACCUCGGCUGACCUGCCAGAAGUUGUGAGCAGUGUUCUGGGAGUAGUGUAUGACAUCAUGGAGGAGGAUGAGGAUGAGGACACUGUUGAUGACCAACCAAAGGAUCAUCAGGUUCCUGAGUGGGCUCAGCAGGAAGUCAGCCUUUGCCCGCUGACGACAUGUGUGCUGGACAGUUGGUUCCCUCAGUCCGACCAGUCAGGAUUGAGUUCCCAUCUAAUGGAGUCAAUGAGGUUGCUGGAUGCAGUGCCUGAGCAGAGAGAAGAGGAGGAGUUGUCUGUCCUACAGCAGGAGCUGAUCAGUGAUCUGGCUGAAUUGUAUCAAACAUCCCGGGGCGCAGACGCCAAGAGGGGAAAGAAACGUGGCGCCCAACGCACACCGGUGAAACAGAAGAUGAAGACAAUGAGCCGCUCCCUGCAGAUGUUGAAUGUGGCGCGGCUGAACGUCAAAGCCCAAAAAGACCAGGCCGAGGCUGAGCAGCUUGGCGCCGAGGUCAGGGGGCCCGACAGACCGGUGAAGAGACGUUCAAGUGACAGGAACAAAUCCGGAGGAACCAAAACCAUCAGUUUCUCUAGUGAGGCAGAGCUGCUGUCUCAUCUGAAGUGCAGCUAUGAGAAGACGAUGGCAGAGAGAGACUCCUCCCUCCUCACUGGUGUCCAGCAGCUCCUGUUCGCUGUGAAAGCCUUCCUCGUGACAGAAUCAGACCUGCAGGUAAAGACGUCCCUGUUUGUCCAGCAGCACCUUCUCAAGUCCAGCAAAUCAGUGAGGCAGCUCUAUGGCACAUCUGCUGAUGUCGAUGGCAAAGUCAGAGAGUGCAAGCUUCAGGCAUUGCUGAGGCUGGAGUUGUGCAGACUUUUCUCCACGGAGCAGUCUGACUCACUGGAUGUUGAUCAGAUGGCAGAGGAGGUGUCUGAAAUGCUCCGGAUUAUCUCUUUAACAAAAGACCCAGUUUGCCUAGCAAGGUUUCUUGGAGACGAAGUCCUCCAAGGGUUCCUGACCGCCGUCCCCAGAGUGCUUGCAGACAUCUACCAUAGUCUGGGCACUCAGCUCCCUGAGGCUCUGCUGGCCGUUCUGCCUUCUGACUUCUUCAGCGACGAGUCAGUUGCCAAGGACAGUAUUUCUCCGUCAGCCUCCUCACCUUCCCUGUCCACACACAGCAUGCUUUCAGAUGGCAGAGACGGUCUGCAGGACCUGCGGGAUCGCUCCGCCAGCAAGAGGAGGAGUGGGAUGCUGACUCGUCACCGCAGCAUGACUGAAUCAUCACAGAGUCUUCGCCAAAUAGAGAUCCCCAAAAAGACUACAAGAGCUUCCAAAUCAAAGGUCCUUGUUGCUUUGGAGAAACCUGUUGCAGAACCACAACCUAAACCUCGGAAACAAGAAACACAAGAGGUGACAAAGGUGAGAAGAAACCUGUUCAACGAAGAGAUUGUUUCCCCCUCAAAGAAAGCCAAGCUGCCAAGGAGCCAGUCUGUGUCCGCAGUGGAAGGCUUGAAACGCAAGCGGUCUCUUGAAUCUGAAGAGAGGCAAAAACUUCUGACAAAUAAAGUGUGUGAAACCCCCCACCACAAGCAAGUGUCCAGUCGACUCCUAUACAGACAGAAAAUGGGAAGGAGCUCUGUACCAACUGAGGAGUCCAUUGUGGAAGAGUCACCAGUAAAACCUGCAGACGACCUGAGAAGGAGCCCACGGUUAAAGACGUUUGCUCGAAGACACUCGAACGUCUUCUACUCGAGUUCUCAACCUCGCUCCCGCAACCUGGACAGAGCUCUCUCUGCAUCCCAGCUUUCCCUCAGCGAUGGCAAGAUCAGUGAUGUUAACGUAAAAACAGUUCGAUCUCCCAUGCGUCUUCUUUUUGGGGCUGCCCGUUCCCCCAGUCGUCCUUCUGAACAGUCUGGUGCAACCAGGCUCACCAGGUCGAGGCUGCUCACAGACUCCAGUGUCUUUGAGAGUCCAAAUAAAACUCCAACAAGGUCACCCGGCAAACGUGGGAGAGCCAUGCAAGAGAUCACAACACCCAAGACCCCUCGAACCCCAAGGUCCCCCAAAACCCCACCUCCAUCAAGGAUGCGUGUUUUCCCUGUUCCACAGAGCCCUGUGGCAGGGAGCUCUCGUGAACUUGGUAUGGCUCUGAGAGGAAGUCCUUUCAGAUCUCCAGCCAGACAGACUCUUGUGGUAGAGACACCGACAAAGGAGAGCCCUCUGAGGAGUCCACUGAAGGGUAUCCUCAGGACUCCGGUCAAGGCCUUGGAUGAAUGCCACUCUUCUUCUGGAUUACAUCUUCUCAAUAGCCCCAUUUCUAAGACUCCAAAGAAGAGUGUCACCUGGUCUCCGUCCCCUCGAAAAUGCAGAGUGUUGGAGAACAGUGUUACUUUCAAAGUGCCAGAGUCUCCUUGUACCGCAUCCCGCACUUCGCCUAGACUGUUGACAACGCCCAACAAGCUCAGCAGUCCUGGCAAAGGCACAAACACUAAAAGAGACAUUUUCAAGACCCCAGAAAAGACUUGUCAAGUGAGCCUAGUAAGGGUUUCUGAAAAUGUCAUUUUGAGGUCGUCUGAAAAACUUCACAACAGGAUGAAAACACCUGAAAAAGGUGACACUGUCAGUCCGAUGGAAAUCUCUCCUACACAUUCAACACCACCUCCAGUCCACCACCUCUCACCAAACACUAGAACUCAAUCAGAGACACCUAGUCCUUCUCACAAAAUGACAACUCGAUCUGGACGAACUCCAAGCAAAAGUUCAAACAUCGCAUCCCCGUGUAAGCCAGUAUUUACACCGGCGGGAUGUAAUAGUAUAUCGGACACUUCAGUAAAAUCUCCAGCAAAGUCCCUGCGAAGAACAAGGUCAGGUCAAGGUGCUGAAACCGCCAGACAUGGCUUAAGAUCCCAGUCUAGUGAGAAUGUUACCUCAAAACUAAACACGGAUUUUACUGAAAACUGUGACCUUGUGGAAACGAACGUGCAGUCGGGUACAAAAGACGAGGUACGAGCUGAACCUUUCCAAACCUCUGAAACGGACUCUAGUUCCCACACGGACUCACAGCAAUUUGAAUCUUCGUGUUUUAACUCCGCAUCCACAGACGAUGAGAGUAUGGACAUCGUAGACGCUGCAGUUGUAAAGACCCAGUUUAGUGGAGGUAUCAAGAUGAACAUUAGCUUUUCACGUAAGCCCUCAAAGUCAAGUGACGACUUUUUGCCGAACGCAGUCUCUCCUAAAUCACGCGCGCAACCCCAAGGCACACCUGGCCGGAUCUACGGCUUCCGGCAGACCCCGGACCGCCAACAGAGGGAGGCUGCUGCUCGUUUGGGCUACGGGAAUGAAUCCCCUCGGAUUUCAACCCCGAGAGGCCUGGCGAGACUUAGUCGACAAAAGGACAUGGCUACGCCCAAUCCUCUGACUUACCAAGUGGAACUGGAAAUGCAGACAUCAGGACUUCCCAAGCUCAAAAUCAAACGCACGGAUUCCAUGAAUGCGGGCGAUUUGGCCUCAGAUGGAGGUCCGAGCCCUUUAGUUUGUGUAAAACCUUCUCAGAUGGAAAGCCCCUUGGCUUUGUUCUCCAAGCACAGAGAUCCUGGAUGUGUUUCACCAUCUAUCUGUACUCAUGUCACUCCGGCUAAGAGCACUCCGGGAAAAGGCGGAAGCGUCCAAACUUACAUCUGCCAGUCUUACACCCCUACACGCCAUCCUGCUGGAACGAUGUCUCCAGUGGCAACUGCAGACAUCAUUCCCCUGACCCCCUCGCCUCAGAGUGUAGGGAAGGCGACCCCAGACAACUUCAGCAGCUGGCCUCGCAGGAAGAGAGCUCAGAUCGGUGUGGGCGGAGGCAAGGAUCGUGGCCUGAAGGGGGAGCCGUUGCUGGCGGAGCUGCUGGAGGAAGCUGAGCUUGGAGUUAGCAGGCUGCAGGACGUCGAGGACACGGAUGAGCUCUCAAGCAGCAAAGCGGUGAUAUUUGCUUUGGCUUCCAAACAGUCAUCCCCAGCUGGAGGAGAUGGAUCCCCUCUUUCUCCAGGGGAGGACUUGUACUGGGUGGAGAAGCUGGCUGACGGUGCGGAUCCUCAGAGAGCAGAAGAAGACAUCAUCUGGGCCGCUGGAGGUGGAGAAGUCAAGACGAUGGCGACUCCCCCCAGCUCAAAGGUGAGGAACACGGUGACGGCGAGUGCGAUUUUGGCCCUCACCAGCUCUCCAUUGUUGUUCAAGGGAAAAACGGGUUCCUCUAGUAAGAGAACGCCAAACUUUAAAGAUGAAGCCGCAUCAGGAAGGAAGAUGGACGCUGAUGGAGUGGACGGCUCUCCCUUCAGCCAGCCAAUCAGACGCUCAAACACGGGGAAGACCUACAGCAGGAAGAGGCUGCUGCACUGAACCACUAAACCGUCUGGCAAGCAAAGCAAAAAGGAUUGUCCAUCCCAGUGUUUUAAUGUGAAGCUGUGAGACUUUUUCUCAGCCGCGGUUCAUCAGCAGUGCUUUUUAUUCCCGAUCUGAAAGAUGUCUUUCAAGCACCGCCUGAAUUCAAGCACCACUUCAAAGGCUUUUCAGAUGAAUGAAUGAAUGAAUUUCCCUUUCAGUCUCCUCCGCCAACGCUGAGACUUUCUGUUUCAAACAGUGGUUUCUGUUUUUAUCAGGGCGUUUUAAGAUUACAGGUAGUUUUAGCACCGAGUUGAAAAGCUAUGCCAAGAUGUUUUAAAACUUUUCCUAUAAAUGGUUUUAUCAAAGUAUGCCAUGUUUCCUGCACGGGUCUCUGUGAAGCUAGAAUGUUUGUAAUGGUGAUAUUAUGUCAUCAUUGUUUCUCAAAAUUGUAAUAAGCAAAUUUACAAUCAAGUCUAAAGUCUAAAGUUUGUUGAUAUAAAUACUAUUCAUGUUUAUUUAUUAGUUUGUUUUGUUUUUUGUCAUAAACCUUCUUUAAAGUGAAAGGGAAGCGCCUAAUGAUUGAUUCAGAUUGUAAAUAUCUUAUGUUGCCAA
Molecule: messenger RNA, 6550 nt
Organism: Anoplopoma fimbria (sablefish)
Lineage: Eukaryota; Metazoa; Chordata; Actinopteri; Perciformes; Anoplopomatidae
Gene: ticrr
Product: TopBP1-interacting, checkpoint, and replication regulator
Exons: 21
Coding region: 338-5953 (1871 amino acids)
Biological process (GO): response to ionizing radiation; mitotic G2 DNA damage checkpoint signaling; DNA replication
Cellular component (GO): nucleus
Molecular function (GO): chromatin binding
Source: RefSeq, a predicted model, not a curated record